CCCCCCAAUGAUUCCCUCCCUUUUUUAGGUGCGUUUUUUGUACCUAUACGCCGUACAGGGCGGAAAAACGAUGCAAGCGAAAGGAAAAAUGGGCUGUGUAGCACGUCGAGUCGAGCAUGCAUGUGCAUCUCGUCGUCAGCUUUGACCAGCGGCUCUCAUUGCCACCUUUGUAUACAAGAACAAAAAGGAGGUGGGGGGAGUACCACAGGAGUGAACACGUUCACAUUCAUGGAAAGAAAAAACAGGCCGGAUAUGUCUAUGAAUGGUGCUGGCGAAGAAUAUGCCAGCAGCAAUCAAGGCACCCCUUUAAUGCCAAGAGCGUGGCAAACGUUCUAUUGCAUGGAGGGGACCAAAGGCAGAAUAAUACAGGCGGUACUUGCCUGUUGCUGCCACUGUUGUUGCCGCUGCUACUGGGGGCGAUCCCCGUCGUUUCUCCAAUGCGAGAUCCAGUUCCAGCUGCUUGGACUGCAGACGAAUCUGCUCGGUCUUGUAACGUUCCUCCUCAGCUUUCCGCUAAUCAUACGGUCAGAAGACAUGAACGUGUAGAGAUAUAGGCGUCAAUGGUCAAUGGGGCUGCUGCAGACAUUGGGUCAUCCUUGAUCAUUCUUUCGUCGUUUGAGACCGACAAAGGCGUGUCUGUCUGUGUCAUGCCGCAUUAUUGUCAU
Gamsiella multidivaricata is the source of this 665-nucleotide messenger RNA. RefSeq lists its product as uncharacterized. Bases 117 to 554 code for a protein of 145 amino acids. NCBI's taxonomy places the organism in Eukaryota, Fungi, Mortierellomycota, Mortierellomycetes, Mortierellales, Mortierellaceae. The record is from RefSeq and is a predicted model, not a curated record. The transcript has a single exon.